Ctenocephalides felis (cat flea) is the source of this 1442-nucleotide messenger RNA. RefSeq lists its product as uncharacterized. Gene Ontology annotation, biological process: ubiquitin-dependent protein catabolic process via the multivesicular body sorting pathway. The coding region runs from base 147 to 1442 and encodes 431 amino acids. Gene Ontology annotation, cellular component: ESCRT I complex. Gene Ontology annotation, molecular function: ubiquitin binding. Lineage: Eukaryota; Metazoa; Arthropoda; Insecta; Siphonaptera; Pulicidae. The transcript has 3 exons. The record is from RefSeq and is a predicted model, not a curated record.
GUCUAUGGUCCUUCUGAUUUUCUCAACAUAUGACAGUGCAUUUGACGUUUGAGUGACAUUUAAGUUAUUAUUUAUCGUUUAAUGCAAAAUAUAAACACUUUAAAUGUUUAAAUAUAGUCUAGUUAAUAAAUGUGGCAGCUUAGGAAAUGUCUUGUAAUUCCUCAGGAUACAUGGAUGGAGUGCCUGUUAAAAUUUCCGAACAAUACAAACCUCCGCCUCGUAUCACACUCCCACAAAAUGUAUUUCAAAGAGUUAACCUAAUCGCGGACGACCUCUCAAAUUCCACAUACGAUGUAUCCUUCGAGCACAACGUUGUUAAAAAAAUCAAAGAAUGGCGUGCUACAAAAGAUAAAGAGUCCACCGAACGAAGACGGAGACUCGACCAGUUGCAAGAAGCCGAAAACAAACAAUUAACUGAGGUAUCAUACCCCAGUACUGAUGAUUUAAGUGAGUUAUCAUCCCAGGGUAAUAACGAUACAACACCUCUUGCCAAAACCACAACUGCAAUCCUUCAGCCUCAAUUAAUGAACACGAUACCUUUUACAAAUCCGUCUUUGCAAAACUCGAUCGGUUACAAAAUAAAUUAUUCAGAUUUUGAAAAUGACACGUCUAGUCCGUUUGAUAACAUGGAGUUAAAAACUAUAAAUGAUAUAGAACUUUUAGCACAGGUUUUAAGUAAUUCACAAAUCAAACAACAACAAGAUGAUACGAAUCAGUAUUUUGUAAUAAAUAGUCCUAGUAGUAACACCAAUUCAAAUACUAAAUCCGAUUCAGACAAAUCUUUACCAAACGGUUAUUACAAUUCAAAUUUUUCUUACCAGUAUCCGGUAACAACGGCUUAUGCAAAUUACACUACAUACAAUCAACCUGUCGAGUACAAUUAUCCCGUUCUGUACGAUAAUACACAAUCAAAUUAUUUAGAUUCAAACAAAAUGUUACAAUACAUGCCUUCCCAGAAUCCUAUCGCUCUCAACUAUCAACAAAAUCCUCCUACACACCAGAGAUCGAAAUCUCGCAGUGUUCCUGACAUUGUAAAAGAAUUGGAAGACGAAUUGUCUCAAGCCAAAGAGGUGAUUUCGAAGAGAUCACAGAACGCGAGUCCGGCCCCGAACAAUAAGAGGUCGCCGGAGUUCUCUAGGGGCACCAAACAGCAGAUGAGAGUGAAAAGCAUAUCGGAGAGUGAAGAUCUGUUGGAGAAUCCUUAUAAGAACUUGUCGCCUAGUAUGCAGAAGACUGCUUUUCAUAUCAGUCAGAUGGGGUUUCCACUGCCGAGGACAGCCAGGGCCUGCAAAGCUAUAGGAGAUAAUGAUAAAAAGGUUGUCGAGUACCUCUUGGCAAUGGGCCAACUGAUGGAUUUAGGAUUCUCGGAGAGCAGAGUGUCCGAGGCCUUAUUGAAAUUCAACAACGACCGAGACAAAGCAUUAGACUUUCUCAUAACGUAG